Molecule: messenger RNA, 1176 nt
Organism: Trichophyton rubrum CBS 118892
Lineage: Eukaryota; Fungi; Ascomycota; Eurotiomycetes; Onygenales; Arthrodermataceae
Exons: 3
Coding region: 1-1176 (391 amino acids)
Source: RefSeq, a predicted model, not a curated record
AUGGCUUUGCAUCGGCAUCAGUCGUCUUUAGAAAGGGUAUUGGACUUCUCCACCCCCUUUUCACUGAAUUCCCAACAGCGUCAAAGAGCAACAACACUUCUCAGAAGCCUCGUCCAGCUCUACGGCGUCGAGCAGACUAUCCGCCGCCGCUUUAAACCGGCGUCACUUAUCCAGCUCACAUUCGAACAUAUUGAAGCUCAAGAUGCAUUCCUCUCGUUCUAUUUCUCAUUCCUUUAUGAGAACCUAUGCCCAGGUGUAACGGAUUCGACGGAGCUAGACAUUACGGUUGCCCUGUCCUUCUUUGACGAUUUUUCUACCUGGGAUCAGAAUCAAAAGGAGGACGUCAAUCGUGCUUCUGAAAAAUUUGCUGAAUACAUCGUCGAGAAUUUUCUUCUCCCACUGAGAGCUUCGUCGGCGAAGACCCCGCAACCAACGCCCUCGUCACUGUCCUCGAUACAGCCGUCCACGCCUACCGGCACGACGCAACGUGUAUCUAUCCUGCGACAAAAUUGCCUCGUGCGUGAUCAUCAUCGAUGCGUAGUUUCUCGGAAGUUUGAUAAAAGCGAAGCCAGCAGGCGGUUGGAGCAGGAUGGUGAUGAUUUCAAGGAUGAUGACGGAAAUCCAUUGAAGAAUAAGCGAAACGACGAGUUCGGGUACCUGCAAGUUGCCCAUAUUUUGCCGCACUGCCUAACAGCGGUUGCAUCUCAGAACACUGAGCUAAGUGACUCGAAGAAGAAUGUACUCCGGAUUUUAGACAUGUUUGACCCCGGCAUUAUUCACCUUAUUGACGGCCCGAAAAUUGACAGCCCAUUGAACGCUCUUACACUGACACAUGAUCACCAUCGGGAGUUUGGUGAAUUCAAGAUAUACUUCGAACCAACAAGCACCCAGUAUCAAUAUAGAAUUGACUCAACGGAGCAAAACCCCUCUCUACGCGAUCCGCUAUUCCCAGUCACCCGUACGCUGUUACUUAGCCCCAGUCGGACUAUUGACCCGCCAUCAGCUCGACUCCUCGGUGUCCAUCGAGCCAUUGCAAAGAUCAUGAAUCUUAGCGGCGCAGGUGAAUACAUAGAGGAAGUACUCCGAGAUUUGGAGGAGACUGAUGUGAGGGCUGAUGGAUCAACAAACUUAGGACGUGUGAUAAAUUUGCAGCUUGGUGGCUGGCUCAACCCAUAG